AUGGUUGAGCCCCACUUAAAAAUUUUACAACCUGUGUAGACCUGAUACCUGACCUUUGCUGAGCUUCAUCACUGCAUAAAGUGCAGAAUAUUUUUGAACUCAAAAACACAGCGUGUAUAUGUUUAAUUUGUUUUACUGGAACAUUUUUAUGGUUUGCACAGUUGUUCAGACACAAAAAAAGCAUAUGACCAGCUUUGUGAAAUUGCUGUGGAGCCAUUUUUCGUCGAACUACAGCGCUGCAGAAUAAGUUAAACUGCAGCAAUUUUUACUACUAAACUAAUAUAAAACAAUAAAUAAUAUAUAUAUACAUAUAAAGUAUUUAUUUAUUUAAAAGAGGUCAUAUAAAGCGAUGCAAAAUCUAAAAUUUUGUACUUUUAUAAUAAAAACUCUGGCAAUAUAUGAGUAAACAUGGUUCAGCACGGUCACGAGCUUCGUGAACUGCGCGUGAACUGGCGAAUCGUGAGCGCGCAAGAGCUGCAAUGGCCGCUUUGGAUCGGCGAAAUCCUAAUCUCGACGAUUUUGUCGGAUUAAACUGGAGCUGUUGGGUAGACAGAGUGAAUGUUUUAUCAUCUGACGCUGGGUCUAAGGUUGAAGAUGACGAGUAUGGGAUGAACUGCUCAGAGACCAUGACGCUCGGAAAAGAAGAUAUGCACAUAUAUGGCCACUGCCCAGCACACGAUGAUUUUUAUUUGGUGGUGUGCAGCCAGUGUGGUCAGGUGGUGAAACCUCAAGCUUUUGAGAGGCACUGUGAAAGGUUGCAUGGUUCUGUUACGAAGAUAUGUAACCCGCCAUCCGCUCUGGCGCCUCAGCAGCUAAAUUGCUCCAGCCUCGGUCUUUCUAAUAAUUCUUCCUCUAUGGAAAGGAAGAAGGAAGGCAGAUGUCAAAAGGGCGGCACCUCAUCUGCAACCUCACCUGCCCAACAGCACAAGUCUACAAAGCCCCACAAAUAUAUAGUGAGUUUAUCUUCUGUGAAGUUCCCCGAGGAAAACCCUCACUCGUCCUCCAUGCCUUGCCUUCCUCCAUUCCAUUCAGCACCCCUGCCCCCUGACGACUGUUCCACCUCCACUCUGUUAGAGAAAUCCUCUGUGCAGAAGUUGACAGCUGGACAGUCCACUGAGUCUCACUGUCCUCAGCGGGGCAUAAGAACCUACAGCCGGAUUUACAAAAACAUCCACAAAAAAGAAUGUGAUCUGAAUAAACACGGCAGAGUUUUGGACCCCGAAAGGAAGACGCUGUGCAACAGGGAGCUAAUGUGCAAUGCUGAUUCAGUCAAGCAUCAGCAGAAAGUGUUGGGAGAGACUAAGACCACUGAUCAGAGAACUACCUCAGCUACAGAUCAAGAUAUGGAGAAGCUUCGUGAUGAAUCAAAAUACAAAAAGAAACAUGUGGAAGCUGACGGGGAAAAAAUAACAAAUAAAGACAGCAACAACUGCCACAUUCAAGGGUCCAGGAAUCCACCAGGAAGCUCUCCCGAGGAGGAGGGUAACGGCACUGUGGAAGCGGAAGUGCAACCUCCGUACCCGUUCACCUGGUCAAGUGACGACAGUGAAGAAGAUGAGCAGGAUGAAGCCACAGACCUACCUGCUACACCCUGGCACCCCAAACCUCUUGGGCUAUGCACUUUUGGAUGUCGCACGCUCGGUUGCAGCAUCUUCACAUUUGAUCGGCGUUUGCACCACCUGCGCUUUGCACUCAGUGCCAUGUUGGAGCGCCAUGUCAGCACACACUUGUGGAAGAAAAUGCCUAAAGUAUCAUCAGGUCUCAGGUCACACUCCCACAGCCUUGAGUCUACCUCACUGGUACAGUUUGAAAACAAUCCUUGUCAGCCAAACUCUUACAGUAUUAAACCGCCUUAUCCUACCACGUCUGCAAGUGUCGGGUCAGGGAGAGUGUGUAGUCCCAGCAAAGCUCAGCUUAUAGAGGUGGAACUUAUGCAAGAUGCAAGCGCAGCACAGAAAGCUGUCAAGAAGUUACAAAGCAGUGAGAUCAAAGCCUCCAGAUACAUCAGGGAUCCCUUAUUUCAUCAGAAGGGCCAGCCUCAGCGACCAGACAGUGCUACCUUCUCAAAUGGAAAAAAGCCACGAGAGUCUACGAAGAGACAGUCAGAUGUGAAGAAGUGUCGACCUUUGCCUGUACCAAAUCACCGCUCUCCCCGCAGCAAAGGGAAGCUCCCAGGCGAUCAGCAGAAAGUGGUGGCCUAUGACCACAUGAGUGUUGCUCAGAAACGCAAAAGCAGCAGCGAGUUGCUAACCUGAACUUCUUCACUUUCAACAGUCUCUAAGUUGAAAUGUUUGUCCCAUUCUUCCUGCUCCAGCUUUGCCUUCUGGAAGGGAGAAAAUAUCCAACAUGUACUUACAUAAAGGUUUGACAAAAAGCUCGACCCCUAAACACAGUAUUGCUUUUAUCUUAUAUUCUGAAUCCAUUCCUCUUUUUUUAUUUUAAAGUCAUGAAUGGACAGUACGUCUUCUUCAUUUUAAUUUGAAUGUGAUGUAACAACAGUAAACGUGUUUGGUAAGUGACAGUUGCUGUUUACAUCUCAGCUUUUCAGCCAAACAAGAGGCCAGUCUUAAAACGACCACUUGGAGAUGAAGCGGUGCAGGACAGCUGGUACCAGCAUAGUAUGAGUGUGUGAAUGUGUGUGUGGUUUUUGUCUUUUGUGUAUAUUUGUCUUCAGGUUUUUAUGCAAAGAUUUCAGGAACAAGUGUUUGUAUUGACAUAUUUGUAAUUCUUAUUGCUAAAUUUAUAAAAACUGUUUAAGAACAUAAGUAUACCUCAGUCUGUUCAUAAUGCUGCUAAAGUUACUAAGUUUUUUUGUUGCAGAACAAUUAAAGUCUUGCAUUACUCUUGCUCUCUGAUUUUCAUUAUUUCACAGCGGUUCUGUACAGAUGAGUCAUUAAAGACUAAUGACUAAAACUUAUUUUGAUAAAUUGAAAUCCACUCAAUUCAUAAAAGCGAUUGCAUCUACUCGUCCGAUAAUUUUUCAUCUUUAAACACCAGAUGGUGCUAUAUAUGCAUCUGGAAAAUGCACUGCUUUUUCUCUAACGAUGUAAACGACAUUGAUCUCAAGCCACCUCCCAUUUCUUUAUAUUUUGUUUCCAAGGAGCCAGACUCUUAUAAUUUGUUGUUCAUCAGUGGUUCUCCAGGCUUUCUGAAGGUCUUUCAAAGAGGACUUUUUUAUUUGUGAAGCUAUUUAAAAUAUUCAAGUGUUAAAAGACAGCUAACUCAAGGGAUAGAGCUGUGUUGAGUCUACAUGUAACGGAUAACUUGGCAAAGAACCAAUUUUAGAUUAUAUCUUUGGACACUUUGUUACUAGCAGACUGUUGCAAAAACACUUUCAUUCCCAUUUAUCAGCUAGUAGCUGAAGACUUGGCACAUCUCAGCAGGAUGUGCAGUGUGUCCUUAAAAAACUGAGUCUAGACAAGUGGAGGAAAAAAAGAAAAUGUGCUGGGCCUAAAAACGAUUUUCAACCAACGAACAGUACCUGAAAGUCAUGUUUUCAAGAAAAUGGAAAAAAUAGGACUUGGGUGAUGGCCCUUUAGUUGAUCCUUCAACCAAGUUUCCGGAAGUCUCGUCAGAUAUGAUCUCAGUG
Haplochromis burtoni (Burton's mouthbrooder) is the source of this 3589-nucleotide messenger RNA. RefSeq names its product ataxin 7-like 2b (gene atxn7l2b). NCBI's taxonomy places the organism in Eukaryota, Metazoa, Chordata, Actinopteri, Cichliformes, Cichlidae. The record is from RefSeq and is a predicted model, not a curated record. The transcript is spliced from 9 exons. The coding region runs from base 480 to 2255 and encodes 591 amino acids.